CGGUCGCCACCUGGUCACACUUCACCAUCAGCUGUUAAAAUUCGAGUCAUUACGCCCCAAACCAAAGCCCCAUGGAUGUUGUUUUGUCCACACACCCGCAUCCAAAUCCAUGGCCACUCUGAACGAAACCCUCCGCACCCACUGGCUCAUCUCCUUGUUCGGCCUGAUCCUGUUCGUCGCGGGGAGCACGGUUCUCUACUGGAAUGAAGGACGCGCGGUGCACAACAUGAUGGCACUGGAUGAGGCGCACAACGACAUCUACUCGGUUCGAUUCACUGAGGAGGAGCAGGAGGUGGGUCUCGAUGGCAGAAUUGUUCACCUAUCCGGUCCCAUCUUGGUGGGUGAACCGCUGACCGAGCCGGACUACAAUAUUCAGUUGCUGGCGGUCAAGCUGCGCCGGAAAGUCCAAAUGUACCAGUGGGUGGAGGAGACAGUGGAACACAACUACGGAGAGAGCGUGGGCUCUACACAGUCGGACUCACGCACCUACUACUACACACGGGAGUGGCGGGAUAAGAUCGUGGACUCGCGCAGCUUCUCCAAUCCCCACGGUCACAAGAACCCCUCGCACUUUCCCAUAGAGAGCCAUGUGCAAGUAGCCGAUGCUGUUUAUAUCGGACGCUAUGAACUUGGAGCCGAAGUCAAGGAUAAAUUUGGAGUGUACCAGGAGCUUACCUCGGAUAUUCGACCGGAGGACAGCAGCGUGAAACUGCACCUCGGCAUAUACUAUCAUACCAACGAUGUGUUCAAUCCCGAGGUGGGGGAUUUGCGCCUGCUCUUCAGUUUUGCGGGCAUGGAGGGCGAGACCUACAGCGUCGUGGGCAAGCUGGUGGGGAACAAAAUCGAACCAUAUGUGACGUCUCGUGGUGCCUCUGUGCUCCUAGUAUAUCCAGGCGGAUUAAGUGUUCACGAGGUAUUUAGACUGGAGGCACGCGCUCAGGUGUUGAAUACCUGGUGGUGGCGUUUCAUUGGAUGGCUACUCAUCUUCUUCGGCGUUACUUGCAAUACCAAAAUUCUCCGUGUACUGUUCCUUCGUGUUCCGCUAUUAAUAGCAUUGGCCCCAGAUCCGCAGUUUCCGGUGACGGGCAAUCUCCUUAUCGCAUUCUCGUUGGCCCUGACCCUCGCGGCAGUGGCCUGGAUCUUGCAUCGUCCUGUGAUAGGCGCCUGUCUCUUUUUGGCCGGCGCCUCCCCCUACGUUUGGUUCACCCGCAAUUUAGUCGAUUACCAGCGCCUGGACUGACCCCUCAACAUCAGCACAUCAUAUUUACAGGUUUAUUUAUUUCGUCUUUAUGUUCUGUGUGGCGUGCACACAAAACGCCCCAACCCCCCGGCCAAUAAAACUUAGUAACACUUA
Drosophila ananassae is the source of this 1354-nucleotide messenger RNA. It is a transcript of the gene Tmem43, whose product is annotated as transmembrane protein 43 homolog. The record is from RefSeq and is a predicted model, not a curated record. Gene Ontology annotation, biological process: nuclear membrane organization. NCBI's taxonomy places the organism in Eukaryota, Metazoa, Arthropoda, Insecta, Diptera, Drosophilidae. Gene Ontology annotation, cellular component: nuclear inner membrane. The coding region runs from base 110 to 1240 and encodes 376 amino acids. The transcript is spliced from 3 exons.